Molecule: messenger RNA, 5586 nt
Organism: Schistocerca gregaria
Lineage: Eukaryota; Metazoa; Arthropoda; Insecta; Orthoptera; Acrididae
Gene: dmpd
Product: F-box only protein 28
Exons: 7
Coding region: 608-2326 (572 amino acids)
Biological process (GO): positive regulation of DNA-templated transcription
Cellular component (GO): nucleus
Molecular function (GO): protein binding; transcription coactivator activity
Source: RefSeq, a predicted model, not a curated record
GUAUGUGUAGUCAUACUCAUAAUGAAUAACUGUGUUUUGUGGUACGCAAGACAAUAUGCCAUUUUCGAAUAACCAGCAGAACAUUAAUUUGCAAAUACAUUAAAGGUUGGCGAACUUGCCACUGUGCGCGGCUACAUACGGAUCACAGUUAUUAUUAUUAGGUGGUGUUGCGCUCAGCUAGAUAGCUAUACAGCUUCACGUAAGAUCUUUGGCACUGGGUCCAACGGAGUAGUUUCAGACAGGGCCAAUUUUUAUAAUUAAUUGUAGCUUUGUGUCUUUGUUGAGUCGUGCGAGAGCUGCUUCUGUAUAUUCAGAAACGAUCAAAUUAACGUAGAACGUAUAAAAGUCGCGGAACAGGCCGAGAAUUUCCAUGAAUUAAGGUUGCAGAUGUAGUGAGUUGUUGGCUGUUUGAGGGUAUGAUCAACCAUUUUUUGAUCUAUCAAGACUUCACUUCCGUGGCGUAGCUUAUGCUAUGAUUUAAAAUUUCUACGUUCUGACUGCUGCGAGGUAGUUCAUAUCGAACAUGCGCGUAAACGGAAGCUGAAAUUACUCGUUAAAACGAGUAAAGGAGAUAUUAUUAAGGAGAGCGGCGGAAACAAGAAGAAUCAUGGUAUCAACUAGACUCUCCGGAAAUUUUGGCGGUGGAGGUGAAAGCCCUACAGCGGGGCCCGAACCAGGACCGUCCAAAUCAGCUCGCACUAGCUUGGUACAAACGUCAAUUUGUGAACCCAGUACAAGCGUGGUAAUUGUGAAGCCAGCCGAACCAAAACCACCACCUACUUUGUUAGACUUUCCUGCCGAGAUUCUGGAGAAAAUCUUUUCGUACCUGAGUUUUAAAAAUGUAGCACAUCUUCGUCCGGUGUGCCACAAGAUAAACAGCAUCUGCUGCCACAUCCUCAACACGACCUUCCAGCGACUGCAGGGCCAGAUGCUAGUGCGCUUCCAGAGCAUAAAGUCAAGGAUGCCGCGCCGCGAGUCGGCGCGCCGCAACCACCCACUGGCGUGCGAAUCUGACAUUGUGGAGACACUGCACAUGCGGCUGACUCUGCUGCAGAUGACAUUCGGCAAACACAUAGAGCGCAAGCACUGCUGCUUCUUUGCUGGCGAGAUUCUGGACGAGGUGUAUCGGAUCCUGCACUACAUAAGUGUGACUCCUGUCAUGGCACGGCCGUACAAGGUGACCGACGAGCUCUUCGACCUGUCGACUAUGGCCAUGGAGUAUUUCAAGGAGUUUAUAGAGCCGAAACUGCCAGAAAUCAACUACUUCAAUGCGAACUUCCUCGACUUUGCCUCGGCCUACAACAAUCAGCCGUACCUGGUGCUGGACAGCGCCUCCACAUCCGGUAGCAGCCGCACGGGCGGUGACGAUGGCCACAUGUACGGUGAUGACCCCGCGUCUGUAGUUGCCGCAGCAGCUGCCGCCAUGUGCUUCCAGGACGACCAGCUGAGCGACCCGCCCCCGCAGUCAAACAUGGUGCUGCGCAAGCGCAUCCGCAAGAUCAAGCAGGGCAUGAAGAGAUACAAUAGCCAGCUGUCGCUGAUGCGUCGUGACUUGCGGAACUGCAAGAAUAAGAUAGCUGACCAGCAGAAACAGAUUUUAGACUAUGCGGCAAGACUUGAUGAGAAUGACAAGAAGAACGAAGAAACUUCACGGAAAUUCAGUACAUUGCUGCAGGAGCUGAACAAGUGCAAGACAGAGCUGCAAUACUGGCGCUCCAAGUCUCCCGCGAACCUGCCACUCUGCGUGUCGUGCGGUGUAGCAGUGGCGCCCGCACCGCCGGAGGACCUGCAGGCGCUGGCCAACCAGGGCGCACUGCCCCAGGGGCUGGACCUCGCCGCCGUCGACUUCGUACCUAUCGCGGGCUCCGUCAACAACCCGCCUGCGCCCGCCUCGGACGCGACCGAUGCUGCGCCCCAGCAAGUGCCGCUGCAGCAGCCCCAGCCGCAGGUGCAGGUCCAGCAGUUGCAGCUGCAGGAGCCACAGACGCAGCUGCGGCAACCCCCGAUAUCGGCAGGUGCGAGCUCGGCGUCCCAGGAAGCGGAGGUGGCCACAUCUGGCGCAGUUGCGGGAGCUUCGUCGCCGGCCUGUCAGGCGGCUCACGUGCAGCUAGCGACCCCCGUCGCGUGCCGGGCGUGUCCCUCCGCAACAAAGAGGAGGGCACCGGGUGGUGACACUGCGUCCGAGCUCCAGGAGGAAGAGGCAGCCAUGACGCCUGUGGCCGUGCGGCCCGGAUCCCCCAGCACCGACGAUGCAGACGGAUCGGCCUCGCCGAAACGGGUCCGCCGCCUGUCCAAGUGCAGAGGGAAGCGCCUGAAGGUGCAGUAAUGGGUGGGGUCGUUCUCUCUCUCGUGAGGUUUUGUGGCGUUCUCUGCCGGGUCGGGAGCACGAGAUUUUAGAGUCUGAAAUCGCACCUCUGCAGGAAAGUGCAGUUUGUCUGCAAAUGUGCUUUUAAGUGGUUUGCUCAUUGUACUAAGCAAAAUAACCGUUCCAUCCCAUUAUCGUGUCGAAACUCCGAGAAAUUCUGUGGAGCAGUAGGAAUAGUAUUUUUGCCAUCUUUGUAGGAAACCCCAGUAUCCCACCCGCAACCUUCACAAUAUCUGUGACAAGUCGAUUAAUACUGUGUCACUACACUUACAGUCUGUAGCUUAAUAGCUGUUGUGAGAAGGUGACAAAAUCUGUGUAGUUUCACUAAUAAGCAGACAAGUCUUCACUUCAAAAGAGAACGGUGCUAGUGGCAGAUAAAACUUGUGAAACCAAAUAAAUGUAAAAGUCUGUUUACACAUGUGCACAAUACUACCUGCUUCUGGCCAAACUGGAACUAUCACGCGUUGACUGAAAACUCUCGUGCUCCCUGCUACCGGCGUAGUAAACGAAAUUAGCACAGUUUUUGAGGAAACUGGAAAGGAAGCUAACAUUGGUUUCACAAUUGGCCUGUUUUAAUGUGCACGAUAUAUCUGGUCGUUGAACAGAUAUUAAAAAUUUUUAACUGAGAUUGCUACCAAUGAUUUUAGGCAGCAACUUUUAGCCCUCACUUCUACAAACUGGUGCACUGUAAAUUAAAGCUCACACAUUAAUGAGAUGCACAAGAUAAAAACUUGAAAUUGUCUAAAAAUGAUCAACAUUAACACAGUGUGCUGUUACUUGUAUAAGUGAGAGAUGAAAACUGUGGCUUAAAAUUCAGAAUAACUUCUUGGUAGGAUAGAAGACUGUGAGGCGCACCUUCGAAAACUCUGUAUUGCUGCACCUGCUAGAACAGGACUUUGGCUAAACAAAUGCUCCACAUUGUUGUGCAUAAUAAAAUUCAAAAACAAAGGGCAAGUGGUACGUGCAUUCUUUAAUGAUGGAAGAUAUAGAUAUUUUUAGAAAUGUUAGUCUGACAAAUUUUAGGAGAAAUGGUCAUUUUGGUGUGUGGAUGCUCUACUACUCCUUGCACUGUGAUUUUACUAUUCUGCAAAACGUGAGUUACAUUGAAGCAUAGCUUUUGAUUGGAGUGAGCAAAGAAAACAUCUCUGUAAAUAAAUUUAUGCCUUAAGAAAUCAUUACGUUAGGAAAUAUUUUGUUAGGAAACUUGAUAAGGGAAUAUGCCUGUAAGGUUUUAUAAGAGUUCUGCCAUGUUACAAAACUAUUUAUUUGGUUAAGGAAUCAUUGGGCUACGCAUUUUUUCUGUAGUAUAUUAGUGCUUGAAGAAAUGUUUUAAGGAAAGUCAUAGUUGUUGUACUGAACUGAGCCAGUUGUUAGACUUUUGUGUGCACGAAAAUGCACUAGGCAGUAAUACAAUCGACAACACUACAAUAUUUAUUUGCAGCAAAGAAUCUCAUCUGCUAAAUGUUAACAGCUUUUACACAGUUGCUUGCGUACAAUUUGAUCGUUGUAGCUUGAUUGUAGCAAGACGAGUGUGAGAGUUCUGUUUCAAUAUACAACCUUUGCAGUACCUGCUCGUGCAGUUUUUUGCUUGAUGUUAAACAGGAAAUAGUCAUCUGUAUGCAAAAAGCUUCUUAAGUCUUUCUAACUUUUUGACAGUUGUGCUUCAGCAGUGUUUAUUUUAUGAUAAAAUGCAUCCCUUAGCAUCAUAGGCAGUCAGGGAUGUGUGAGAAAUGUUUAUUUUUGUGUAAAAUGGUUCGUUGCUGCCUGAAUUGGACCUCUCAAUGGAGGUUGGUGACAUUUUGUGGAAGGUAAAGUGUUUACUGACUUUUAGGCACUGCCUCUCUGUGUGUGUGUGUGUGUGUGUGUGUGUGUGUGUGUGUGUGUGUGUGUGUAAUAUAAAUAAGAAAAUGUGUGGACUACUAUAAGUACCUACUUUUUGUAACUGUAGUAUUAUAUUGCCAGCAGUUUCUCCAAAACAUGUUUGCUGUGUGGUUAGUUUACUGUGAGUGUUUAACAAUAAAUUCUGUAUAAACAUGUGAAUAUUAGACAUUAUAUUUACCAUCACAAUACAGUAUUUUUCUUUUUUCUUCAGAAUAUAACCUAACUUCCAAGCUCUUAUGUUGACAGUAACGUGUGUUCUAUGAUAGGAUUUCUUCUAUCUGUACAUGCAGAAAAUACGAACUCUUUAUUUUGUACAAAUAUCAGAACAGGUGCACCACAAAUUUUAAAAAAGUAUUGUAGCCUACUUACUGUACUUGCCACAACUAUCAUCCUGUUGUAGACUGGUCACUUCGUUAAGCUGUGGCACCUUUGUAAUUUUUGACCUAGCUUGUAAGCUGUAGAGUAAAAUUUCUCGCUGUUGUACACAAUUCAGGCAGGUGCUCGUCGAUAUUGAGGAAUGUUGUUCGGUCAUGAAUUUACAUUUCGAUUACUGUGAUAGAUGGAAGGGAAGUGCACAUCCCAGUUUUUGUUACAAAGGUACCACAGUUUAGAGACCAGCACAAAGGAAUUACUUAAAAAUAUUUUUGUUAGUGCCACUGGCAGAUAUUUGCUUCAGUGGCCUGAAAUAUAGAGCAACAUACAUUAUUUUAAUUAGUGGUAACAUAAUGUAUGUUAAUAAAGUACAUGAUAUGAGUAGUGGUUUGACUAUAUGAGUGAUGCACAUUGAAGAGACCAAAAGGGAUAAAUUUGAUUGGUAGAGUUGUAAGACUACUAUAACGUUUGUCUAGAAGUGACCUUGAAAAAUUUAAAAAAGAUUUUAUUCUCACUUUUUACUUGUAUUGCAAAAUGUUUUCAGAUGUUGUGUGUUUAAGGUCAAUAUGUAUGUGGAUCGAUUCUCCAGUCUUUAUUUCCAGGGGCACGUGAUAGUUAUGUUACAUACAUGUGUACAUGGAAAGUAGAGCUUUAAAAAUAUAUAUAUAAAUAUACGUACAUAUAUUUUAUGAUCCCACUCGUGUGUGUGUGUGUGUGUGUGUGUGUGUGUGUGUGUGUGUGUGUGUGUGUGUGUGUGUGUGUGUGUUGCUUGAGUAGAAGUGUUGCAGUGAGAUGGGGCACUCAGUUUUAUAUUUUGAAGUCUACUGAUAUAUCUUUAAAUGAAAGCCAUGACACAAAGAAAGUGAAUUGUACAAGAUAUUUUAGUUCAACAGUUGAGCAUACAAGCAUGGAUGUGUGUAUGUACAUACUACUAUGAUCUCUAAUAAACUGGAUAUAUUAAAUAUGAA